This is a messenger RNA of Synchiropus splendidus (mandarinfish), 2821 nucleotides long. RefSeq names its product ER lipid raft associated 1 (gene erlin1). Gene Ontology annotation, molecular function: ubiquitin protein ligase binding; cholesterol binding. The transcript is spliced from 12 exons. The record is from RefSeq and is a predicted model, not a curated record. Gene Ontology annotation, biological process: SREBP signaling pathway. The coding region runs from base 136 to 1146 and encodes 336 amino acids. NCBI's taxonomy places the organism in Eukaryota, Metazoa, Chordata, Actinopteri, Syngnathiformes, Callionymidae. Gene Ontology annotation, cellular component: endoplasmic reticulum membrane; endoplasmic reticulum.
CCUGAACGCAACACACGGUCUCAUGUAAAGCAGUAGGAGUGCUGUGGGAGGCGGCAGCGGUGCGGGGGAUGGGACAGUGAAUGUAACGAGCUGGAAGGAGACGGUUCCAUAUUUGGGUGAAAGAGUAGGAGAAUAAUGAUGCCGCACGUGGGGGCUGUGUUUGCAGCAGUUGCAGGAGUCAUGGCGAUCAUGCUUCACUCCUCCAUACACAAAAUAGAGGAAGGACAUCUUGCCGUGUACUACAGGGGCGGGGCUCUGCUGACGGUGCCCAACAGUCCUGGAUAUCAUAUAAUGUUGCCGUUUAUUACCACCUACAGAUCGGUUCAGACGACACUACAAACUGAUGAGAUCAAGAAUGUGCCUUGUGGAACAAGUGGUGGUGUGAUGAUCUAUUUCGACAGAAUUGAAGUUGUCAACAUGCUAGUUCCAUCAGCUGUUGUGGACAUUGUGAGGAACUACACCGCCGACUAUGACAAGACCCUGAUUUUCAACAAGAUUCACCAUGAACUUAACCAGUUCUGCAGCGUGCACACUCUCCAGGAGGUCUACAUCGAGUUAUUUGAUAUAAUUGAUGAAAACCUGAAGACGGCUCUGCAGAAAGAUCUUAACGUCAUGGCUCCUGGACUGACUAUUCAGGCAGUGCGUGUGACCAAGCCCAAGAUCCCUGAGGCCAUCAGGAGGAACUUUGAGCUCAUGGAAGCAGAGAAGACUCGUCUGCUGAUCACAGCUCAGACUCAGAAGGUGGUGGAGAAGGAAGCAGAGACAGAAAGAAAGAAGGCCAUUAUCGAGGCUCAGAAAGUGGCCCAGGUGGCUGAGAUCCAGUUCCAACAGAAAGUGAUGGAGAAGGAGACUGAGAAGAAGAUCUCUGAGAUCGAGGACGCUGCCUUCCUGGCGAGGGAGAAGGCCAAGGCAGAUGCAGAAUACUACACUGCUGCGAAGUUCGCCGAAGCAAAUCGGUUGAAGCUGACCCCAGAGUACCUGGAGCUUAUGAAGUACCAGGCCAUAGCUGGCAACAGCAAGAUCUACUUUGGCCAGGACAUCCCCAACAUGUUUGUGGAGGGGAACCCUACGGCCCCCAAAUCUGCUCGGCCCGGUCAACACAAGGACAAAGCAGACAUGCUGGACGUGAACCGGGACGGUCAGUAACUCACCUUCUUCCUGUGGAGAAUUAUUUCGCGCUGGAUUGGAACUCCAGAGAGGAAUGUGAACAACACUCUUCAGUCUUAAAUCUGAGAAGGCGACGUGUGCAAGGAGGAUCAGGAAGUUAAAAGGGAACGCUUCAUUUUUUUCACUUUUAUUUCUGUUUGGAAUGUUGAAGAAUCGUUUUAAAAGAAUGAUCGAUUGGUUUGGGAUCAGAAGCAACAUAAAUUCUAAUGCCUGCAAGGCGACGGCGAGCGGUCGCCCUAAUCUUCAUCUGCUUGCAUCCAGUGCAGUGUUUUAUUACUUUUUUGAUCACUUUAUUUGUGUACUUUAUAUGCAAGGUGAGUCUUGUUGUGCGGGUCGAUUUGCUCGAGCUGAACUGGAACGUUUCAGGUUUCACUAAUUAAAGCCGGAGUGUCAGCGGAAGUGAGCCUCCACUGUUCAGUCAUGUUUCUGUCUGGCUUCGUCUUGUUCUGUCCAGUGCUGUCUCAUGGUGUAGUUGGUCUUCAUUUGGUAAUGGGGUUGGUGUAGUAGUGGGAGCGGCCACCGCAGACCAGCAGGACGCACUGCACUCAUAGCUGCCGCGGCUGGUGGAAACAUAGGGGAGACGUUUCUUUUUGUUUUGGUUUGUUUUUUUGGUUCUGAGAGAAACGUUCAGUUGCUAGUGCCUGUACAUCUUCUCAGGAAACCAACUCUAAAGAGGAUGCGACCAGUUUACAAGUGUCUUAAAUCAAUCUGUGCCCGUGAAGGAAAUAAACUAGUCUCCUGAUUCCACCAAUCAUGUUUUAAGAAAUUGCUUGGUGGCAGAGAAUCUAAACACGGUGAGAUGACUAUAGUUACCGCACUGAAUUAAACUUCCUUGAUUUCUGUCACUUGGAUGAUCCUUUUACCAAAACCUGAAUUUGGAUACCAAUCUUUGUCUUACAACUUUAACGUCUGCACCCAGUAUCUGCUUAGGUUACCUGCAUUCACCACCACCAACAAGUGCAUGUUGAUUAUAUAUAUCACCACAAAUGUAUGUAUGUGUGUCUCCCAAUAAUUGAAAUGACUUGGAAUUAUUAUUAUUGGUCAGCUAAAUGUCUAUUAUCUACAGCAAUUAAAUGUCCUUAAUAUCACAAAUUAUGUCAUUAAUAUUGCUGACAAACAGCGCUGUUUCUAAAAACUCAUCAUGUUUCCCAACUCUCACCUCAUCUGCCAAAUGACCCUUUUUUUUUUAAACUGGAUCCCACAUUGUUGAAAACUGCUUUCUAACAAUCAGUGAACGGAGUGUGCAAGGAAUUUGUGCCAUGUGUUGCUUUUGAAUGAUCUGGAAAGAAGAUGAACCCAAUUUAUUUUUGCUUAAAGUUCUGAUGAUGUCAGUCCAAGUUGGUGCUCCGUUGCUCUCGCCCAGCAAAAUGUUUCUGAUGCUUCGAACUGAUGUUGGUGAAGUUUGGUGAUCUGUGAGUGAUGAAGACGAGGGUUCGGUGGGUGGUGGAGAGCUGUACUCUGGGGUUGCUGUGGUGGUGGGUUUGUGUUAAAUAUGCACAUUUGUUCACCCCUGGAAUGAUUCUUUCUCUCCCCUCCAUAAUUUUGUACAAUCUGUGAAAUGAAAACGUGGUGUUUGAGAAGAUUGAUGAUAUGCAAGGUGUUUCUAUGUUUUGACAACAUUCUUAUGUGAAAUAAAACCUAUUUUGGUACUGCU